AUGACCGCUCACAACGCUGAAUCCGGCGGUUCCGCCAGCCCGGAACCCCGCGGGGAGGAGAAGCCUGAAGAAACAGCUGGAGAGCAGGCCCGGAAUGACACGCUUUCCACGACAGGGACGUCCCUGCUCAGCCGUGAGCGAUGGCGCGGAGCUGCGCGCACCGUCCGCGACCAGUCGAGUCGCCUGGCGAGUAUUCUAAGCCAGCCGAUGGGCGAGCACGAAGCCGGACUGGGCUCUUCCAUUGUCGACCCGGAGAAGCUGGGCUCAACGGACGACGACGAGCUGGCGGCGAUUUUCCGCCGGAAUGGAAAUGGAAACGAGGCGAUCAGCGCCGCGCAGUAUCAGCAGGCUGUGCGCGCCGAGGCCGAACGCUUGAUGCAGGGCAUGAAAGGCGCGCCGGCCCCGUCUAACCAACCGCAGGGCGACGUCGAGGCGACUGCUCAACCCCCCGCCGCGCCGUCUCUACCAGGAGGUGUGCUCGCAGCGCUGUUACAGCUGCAGUCGAACGGAUCGCAGUCGCGCACGACGAGCUUGUACUCGGCGCCCGAGUCAGAGAGCGGCUCGCAGGCAACGCUCGUCGCGCCGCUCUCGACAACGCCAACACUAACAUCAAUGUCGACGCCGACCUCUCCCACCCGCCCAAAGGUCAAGCCCCGGCACUGGUACAAGAAGUCCGACCACACCGCGACGGCAUCCCUAGUGCGGGCGUCCAUGAACAUGGGCCACAUCGCCUCGUCCAACGCCUGGGCCAAGGCAGACGUGCCGCAGGUCGGGCUCCAAACGGACGACAAGAAGAAGAAGAAGACCACCAAAGACAGCAAGGAGGUCAAGCUGACCAUCCACAUCGCGGAAAUCAUCUUCCGCCAGCGCUACAUCAUGCAGCUCUGCCGCGCCUUCAUGCGCUACGGUGCCCCCACCCACCGUCUCGAAGAGUACAUGCAGAUGACAGCACGAGUCCUCGACAUCAACGCCCAGUUCAUGUACCUCCCGGGCUGCAUGAUCAUGUCGUUCGACGACCCAGUCACGCGCACGGCCGAGGUAAAACUCAUCCGUGUCCCGCAAGGCCUCGAUCUCGGGCGCCUCGAGGCCGUGCACCACUGCUACAAGCGCGUCACGCACGACAUGGUCGACAUCCAAACCGCCAUCGCCGAACUAACCGAGCUCAUGGACCGCAAGCCGCGCUACAACAAGUGGCUCGUGAUCCUGCUGUACGGGCUCGGCUCCGCAGCCGUCGGGCCCUUCGGGUUUUCCGCGCGCCCCAUCGACCUCCCCAUCAUCUUCUUCCUCGGCUGCUGCGUCGGCUUCAUGCAGCACGUCCUCAUGCCCCGCUCCGCAUUAUACGCCAACGUCUUCGAAGUCAGCGCCGCCAUCAUCGUCUCCUUCCUCGCCCGCGCCUUCGGCUCAAUCCGCCUACCCGGCCACACAGACCCGAUCUUCUGCUACGCGUCCAUCACCGAGUCCUCCAUCGCGCUGAUUCUCCCGGGCUUCUCCGUGCUAACAAGUAGCCUGGAACUCCAGUCGCACCAAAUGAUCGCGGGCUCAAUCCGCCUCGUCUACACAAUCAUCUACUCCCUCUUCCUCGGCUACGGCGUCACAGUCGGCACAACCAUCUACGGCGCCAUGGACAGCGACGCAACAAGCGACACGACCUGCGCCCGCCAGUCCGUCUGGGGCAGCGUGUACACGCAGCACUUCCCCUUCGUCGCGGUGUACUGUCUCAUCGCGGCGCUGAUUAACCAGGCGAAACUCCGACAAACACCCAUAAUGGUCCUCAUCGGCACAGCGGGGUACAUCACCAACUACUUCAGCACGCAGCGGCUGGGGUCGUCGUCCGAGGUCGCGAAUACGGUCGGCGCAUUCACCAUCGGCCUCCUGGCGAACCUGUACAGUCGCAUCUGGCACGGGAACGCGGUGUCCUCGACCAUCCCGGGUAUCUUCACGCUUGUGCCUUCUGGCUUGGCGUCGAGUGGCUCGAUUUUGAGCGCGAUUGAGUACAGCGAUGCGGUGAGGAAUGGGACGGCGGAUACGUCGGGUGGGAGUGGCGGGACCUCCUUGACGAGUCUGGGCUACGGGAUGAUUCAGACGGCGAUUGGGAUUACGGUGGGCUUGUUUGUCAGUGCGCUGAUUGUUUAUCCGCAUGGGAAGAGGAGGAGCGGGUUGUUUUCCUUGUGA
Aspergillus mulundensis is the source of this 2172-nucleotide messenger RNA. Its product is annotated as threonine/serine exporter family protein. Gene Ontology annotation, biological process: transmembrane transport. The record is from RefSeq and is a predicted model, not a curated record. Bases 1 to 2172 code for a protein of 723 amino acids. Gene Ontology annotation, molecular function: transmembrane transporter activity. The transcript has a single exon. Lineage: Eukaryota; Fungi; Ascomycota; Eurotiomycetes; Eurotiales; Aspergillaceae.